Molecule: messenger RNA, 96 nt
Organism: Sclerotinia sclerotiorum 1980 UF-70
Lineage: Eukaryota; Fungi; Ascomycota; Leotiomycetes; Helotiales; Sclerotiniaceae
Exons: 1
Coding region: 1-96 (31 amino acids)
Source: RefSeq, a predicted model, not a curated record
AUGACCACACCUCAAUUUGUUCAGCUGAAAAACUCUCAUCCCGGAGCAAAGGGUUUCUUUUCCGCGAGCCACACAGGAAGAUUAAGCUUUAUUUGA